Molecule: messenger RNA, 736 nt
Organism: Hydractinia symbiolongicarpus
Lineage: Eukaryota; Metazoa; Cnidaria; Hydrozoa; Anthoathecata; Hydractiniidae
Exons: 4
Coding region: 211-474 (87 amino acids)
Source: RefSeq, a predicted model, not a curated record
AGUUCGGUUACAUAUUCAUGUUAACAAAAUGGGUUACAACAUAAAUGUUUCAUGGUAAAGGAUUUAUCACACAGUGAUUUUUUUUACUUAAACACGUAGCGAAAAGUUUAAAUGUUCAAGAAAGGUCAGGUAUCAAUCUCAGAGAAAAGAAGUUAGCGGGAAACAUAGAUCGUGAGGGAGCAAUCCUUAGCUAGCUAGUUUGUAACUAAAAUGGGACAGUGUAUUACAGUAGAAGAAACUAAAACUGGUGGCAGCAAACGAGGAGGAAAAGGUGGAGGAGGUCGUCGUAAAAAACAUCAUGGACACGGCGGAUCAGGAGAAAGCGAUGACUCAAACUCCGACGAUGGAGAUCAUCAUUCUGUUCAUGACAAUGAAGAAGAGGAAGACGAAGGAGAUGAGGGGGAUGAUGGAGAUGGUGGCGGUGGAGACGAUGGUGGUGGUGGUUGUGGUGGCGGAAGUUGUGGUGGCGACUGAGAGAACACUAGCAAUAACUUUCUAAAUAAGAGCGUUUUCAAGGGACUAUUUUUUUGGAAAUAUUCGCUUUUUUCAAAUCACUGUUUUCUUACAAACCGUUAUUUUUAUCGCGACUGCUAAAUCGAUUGGCAAAUUCGACGUGAAAAUUUGCUAAACGAUAUUUAAAAGAUAGAAAUAUUCGGAAUUUUUUCGCAUGCACCCAAACAGCUAUUUAUAUGCUAGCAUUCAUUAAACGUAUCGCCAUUUUAAUUGCAUAUUGACA